AUUAAGCUUUAAUCAAUCUCAGCGUUUUAAUUAAGCUUUGAAUGCUUUGACGGCGAAUUUGGUUUCUCCAGCCGGUUUCAGCGAUCUCUAUUAGGCUUUGAACCCACUUUCAAAGUUCUGCAACCGCUACUUCAGAUGGAACGGGGAGAGUCUUCCACUUCCAGAGCUAACAAAGAGCCAGGAAACCCAUUUCAUGGAAUUACGCCGCAAGCAUCUGCAUCAUCGUCAGCGGUCAUGAAGAAGGGGCCAUGUGAUGUGUUUAUUAAUCAUCGCGGUUGUGAUACCAAGCACAAAUUAGCCAGCACUAUCUACCACACCCUAGAUCUAAUUGGGUUACAUGCUUUUCUAGAUGAAGAAGAGCUGGAGUUGGGAGAUUCCAUACCAGAUGAGAUACAGGAGGCAAUGCGCACUGCCGCACUUCAUAUUGCUAUUUUUUCAGAGAGAUAUGCGGAAUCUCCAUGGUGUCUGGCCGAGCUAUCCUAUAUGCUCAAAACUGGCACUCCAAUUCUUCCUGUCUUCUAUCAUGUUAAGCCUGUUGAUCUCCGAUGGGUGGGAAAAGGGAAAGGGCCCUAUGCUACUGCGUUUUCCCAUCACAAAAGGAAACGCAGGUACCUCUCAAGCAUUCUGGAGGACUGGAAAGCGGCACUCGAAAGAGUCUCAAAUCUCUCUGGCCACGUGCUCAACAGUACUACUGGCGAUGAAGGGAUGCUGUUGAAGAGUAUAGUGAAUUCUAUUUUGAGAGUGAUGAAAAAAGAGCCUUUGGAGGUAGCCAAACAUCCAGUUGGAAUGGAUGAAAUAGUAGAAGAUUUUGAACACUAUAUUGAGAGUGAGCAGCAAGUACAAAUUGUGGGGAUCCUUGGGUUUGGCGGCUCUGGUAAAACUACACUCGCAACAGAGCUUUACAAUAGGAAAAGCUCUUCCUUCCAUCGCUUCAGUUUUCUGCAUGACGUGCGAGAUGCUGCUUCCAAAAACGCCUUGCAUACCAAGCAGAAGAUAUUGCUGCAGGACCUCCAUAUUCAAACUGCAUCAUUUGACAACGUGAAGGAAGGCAAGGCAAUUGUAUCAGAUCGGUUGAAAAGUCUUUGCACGCUUAUAGUUUUGGAUGAUGUAGAUCAUGAGGACCAACUCGAUGCUCUGUUGCCCCCAAAGCAAAGCCUCGGAUCAGGCAGUCUGGUGAUUGUUACAACACGUGAAGGGCACGUACUUGCAAAGUGGGGCAUCACAUCCAUUUACAAGAUAAAGCCGCUGGAAGAUUUUCAUGCCAAGCAGCUGUUCUGCUGGCAUGCCUUCUUACAGCCUUCCCCUCUAGAAGGCUUUGAAGAUUUAGUUGAAAAUUGCAUAGAUGCGUGCAAUGGUUUGCCUUUGUCUUUGAAGGUCAUUGGAGGACAGCUUUACGGUAAAAGGUCCAAGGAUUAUUGGGUUUCUCAGCUAGAUAAGUUUCGGAGAAUAUUGCCCAAGGAAAUUUUGGAGAGGCUGAAAGUCAGUUACGAUGACCUCGAUAAAGAGGACAAAGAAAUAUUCUUGGAUGUUGCUUGUUUCUUUAUUGGUGAAAGAAAAAGUACGGCAGUUGCCGUGUGGGAUGGUUCAGGCUGGAGCGGUACAUGUAGUUGGGAAACGCUUCACAACAAGUGUCUUGUUGAGAUUGUGGAGACGGACGGGGAAGAGUGUAUAAGGAUGCAUGAUCAUCUCAGGGAUUUGGGAAGGGAGAUUGCAAAGACACACUCAUCUCGAAUCUUUCGUGAGGACUCAUUAUCUCGAAUCUCUCGUGAGAAAAGAGGGUCGCUUAAUGGUAUAGGGGCUACAAGAGAUCGUAGGGUUAUAUUUAACAGUGGAGAAAAUGAUUUUACCGAAGAAGAAUAUGGGGAGCUAUCGAGAGGACUUUUGUGGCUUGGUUGUGGGAUUCGGCACCCAUGUGAUGUAUCUCGUUUCUCAUGGGAAAAUAUGAGAGUUUUAGAAAUUUGUCAUUUAGAGAGCUUGGAAACAUUGUGGGAGGACACACGUCCUCCUUUGCAAUUGAGAGAGCUGGAAAUUUGGGUUGCCCCUAAGCUCCAAAGUCUUCCCACAUCAAUAGCCCGUCUCAAGCAUUUGAAAAGACUAUCUUUAGGGUACCGUCGGUGCAUCACAAACAUCUAUCAAAGCUGUGUAUCGACACUACCGAGGUUAUCGAGCCUGCCAGAAGAGUUUUGUCAACUUCACUCCCUGGAGCAUCUGGUCUUGCGAGGAUGCGAUGGUCUAUCAAGUCUACCAAGCCGUUUUGGGGAUUUGGUGAACCUGUUGCAUUUAGAUUUGGGUUGGUGUAGAAGUUUAAAGAAGUUGCCCAAGUCUUUUAAGCAGCUGAUACACCUUGAAUAUCUCAAUUUAGAUGGUUGUAAGAGUUUAGAGAGUUUGGAAAACAUAACAAACCUCAAGGCCAUAUAUUUAUCAAAAUACUAUCACACAAACCUCAAGGCCAUAUAUUUUUCAGAAGAUAACCAGAUCACAAACCACGCUUCUGUGGGACAGCUCUCUUUGACUUUCCAUCACUACUUAGAUGAAUUACUACCUGUCAUUGGUCAACUCAGCAAUUUGAAAGAGCUCGAAAUUAAUUUGUGGAAAUCGUCGAUUAGUUUUCCAACUUUUUUGGGAAACUUAUCUAGCCUGACCGCUCUUAGGCUUGAUAACUGUACAGGUUUACAUGAGAUGCCGAGUUUGGCAGGAUUAGUUUCUUUGAAUGAACUUGUAAUCAAGAAUACCGAUGACUCACAGAAAAUAAUGAAAAUAGAGGGUUUAGAGCAUUUGACUUUACUGGAGAAGUUGGUUGUAUGGGCACAUUGGAUUGUACCUGGUAUACACGGUUUGCGGGACACGGAGAGGUUGCGGACGCUGAAUCUGAAAGCAGAGAGCAUAUCAGCUUUUGAAGAUUGUAUUCAAAGCAUAGAGAUGGAGAACUGGCCAUGGGAAACGACAAUAUGUGGAAGGCUCUUUACUCAUGCUCAGUCAAUUUUGGAUUCGUUCACUUUUCCUGGUCUUGCCGUGGUUGACUCAUUUGUCCAUCCAAUCAGACAGUGGGGUUUAUCAUGCCGAGAGACAAAUUUGUCCAAUGCCGCUGUGGUAUGUUAUCUUGUCAAAUGCCACGGUUGUUGUUCUAUAUGCAUUAGCGAAGGGGAGAGUACUUCAGUAGAUGUGGGUGAUGGAGAAUGGAUAGUGAUGUAUUUGUUCAGAGAAGUUUCCCGCCUUGUUGAGGACGGAGGGGACUGUCUUCAUGCAUCAAUAAAGGUAAGUCCACCGUAUAGUAGAUGGUCAAAUAGAGAACACCAGGCAUUGGGUGGACGGUUAAUGAUCGGAGAGAGGGGCCGAGUUGUUGAAGGUUUUAAGAAACUCUUCCAAACUCUUUGCCUAUCCCAUCUAGCCUUGACUUGCUCAUCUAGUUGCUAAUGUAUUCUUAUAUUCCAUUAAGUAUUAUAUGUUGUCA
Molecule: messenger RNA, 3451 nt
Organism: Cryptomeria japonica (Japanese cedar)
Lineage: Eukaryota; Viridiplantae; Streptophyta; Pinopsida; Cupressales; Cupressaceae
Product: disease resistance protein Roq1
Exons: 5
Coding region: 136-3414 (1092 amino acids)
Biological process (GO): signal transduction; defense response
Molecular function (GO): ADP binding
Source: RefSeq, a predicted model, not a curated record